UUGAACGUCGUUGAUAUAUUUAUUUAAACGUUAUUUUUCGUGUAAUUAUUGUGCAAAAUACAAUAAACAAAUAAAAAUAUCGACAACAAAAAUAGAAAUGCAUAAAAUAGUCACGAUUUAAAAUCAUACUUUACACUAUUCACUUUCCACAAACAUAACCUCAAAUUCUGACAGUUCCUUCUAAAACAAAACUCACGCACAAUCUUUUGCGCUGUGUUAAACAAAACAAAUAAAAUCACAACCACACUUCGGAUUAACAAAAACCAUGUAAAUACCCUUUAACAUCAUUUUCAUACAAAUUCUGUAUCAUUUACAUAUCAUUUGUCUAUUACAUAACCUAACAAUGUCGUCCAUGACAUUCGGUCAAAAGUCUUUCAUUCCAACGGCGCCCCAAAAGGGCAGUUUCCCUCUGGAUCACGAAGGACAAUGUAAACUGUUUAUGAUCAAAUAUAUGCGUUGUUUGAGAGAGAACAAAAACGAUAAUUCUAAAUGUCGUGACGAGGCACAAAGUUAUUUGGCUUGCAGAAUGGACAACGAGUUGAUGGCUAGAGAGGAUUUUGCUAAACUUGGAUUCGAUAAGAAGGAAAUAAAUUGAUACAGAAAUAAUAAAAG
Messenger RNA from Ctenocephalides felis (cat flea), 612 nucleotides. RefSeq names its product cytochrome c oxidase assembly protein COX19-like. NCBI's taxonomy places the organism in Eukaryota, Metazoa, Arthropoda, Insecta, Siphonaptera, Pulicidae. Gene Ontology annotation, cellular component: mitochondrial intermembrane space. Gene Ontology annotation, biological process: mitochondrial respiratory chain complex IV assembly. The record is from RefSeq and is a predicted model, not a curated record. The coding region runs from base 344 to 595 and encodes 83 amino acids. The transcript has a single exon.